AAGUUUGCUAAUUAAGAUAACACCAAAGGUUAAAGACAAAAUCAUCUAGAGGAAAUGCCAGUAGUAUGGCAUGUGGGAAAGCAAAAGUCUCCGCAGCAGAUUGUCUUACUUUAGGGACUAUCCAGAUUAUGAUUGGCGUCUUUGAAGUUUUCAUGUGGUAUCUCCUAAUGGUUUUGUAUAUGGGACAAAUUAAAGGAGUCUUUGGAACAUACGAACCUAUAACUUACAAAGCAGGAUGUGCUUUAUGGGGAAUUUUUAAACUUGGAAGGGAAGUUUCACGUAUUUUACUGAUCUUCUACCCCUUGGAAUUUGCCAUUGCGCUUACAUACUCAAUAUGCAGCUGUGUGAAUUUGAGUCAAAGACGUGAAGAUACUAUUACUUCUGUUGCUGAUGAAGUUAUGAGCAAUUUUUAAAACCUUAGAAAUGUGAGGAUUUUGCUGGUGCCGA
Propithecus coquereli (Coquerel's sifaka) is the source of this 447-nucleotide messenger RNA. RefSeq names its product membrane-spanning 4-domains, subfamily A, member 13 (gene MS4A13). The record is from RefSeq and is a predicted model, not a curated record. The transcript is spliced from 4 exons. Bases 66 to 413 code for a protein of 115 amino acids. NCBI's taxonomy places the organism in Eukaryota, Metazoa, Chordata, Mammalia, Primates, Indriidae.